UGCGGCAGACUAGCCUGUAAAGUUAAAUACUGACGAGGCAACGCCAACCGAUUUCUGUUUGCUCGUGGAACAUCUGAUCGAAAAUGGGGGCUUGUAUGGCGUUAUGUUCACUUGCAAGCUGUGUGUCAUGUUUGUGUGGCUCUGCUCCUUGUCUUCUGUGUGGUUGCUGUCCAUCUUCUAACAACUCGACAGUCACACGGCUGGUUUUCUCCUUCUUCUUGCUAUUGGGCACCUUGGUGUCUAUUAUUAUGAUCCUACCUGGCAUGGAGACUCAGCUUCAAAAAAUCCCUGGCUUCUGUCAAGGGGGGAGCACAAUACCCGGUGUGGAGAACCAGGUUAACUGUGAUGUAAUUGUGGGCUACAAAUCAGUGUACCGCAUGUGCUUUGCCAUGGCUUGUUUCUUCUUUGUCUUCUCUGCCGUCAUGAUUCGUGUGCGGACCAGCAAAGACCCUCGUGCUGCCAUUCAGAAUGGUUUCUGGUUCUUUAAAUUCCUGAUCCUGGUUGGCAUCACUGUUGGAGCCUUCUUCAUCCCCGAUGGAACAUUUAAUAAUGUGUGGUUCUACUUUGGCAUUGUGGGCUCCUUCAUGUUCAUCCUGAUCCAGUUGAUCCUGCUGAUCGACUUUGCCCAUUCCUGGAAUGAGGUGUGGGUGAGGAACUCUGAGGAUGGUGACAGGAAAGGCUGGUUCUUUGGUCUCCUGUUCUUUACCAUCCUACACUAUGCCCUGGCCUUUGCUGCUGUUGUACUGUUCUACCUGUACUACACGAAGCCUGACAACUGCACUGAGCACAAGGUGUUCAUCAGCCUCAACCUCAUCAUCUGCAUCAUCGUCUCCGUGGUUUCCAUUCUACCCAAAGUGCAGGAACACUCUCCUCAGUCUGGUCUACUCCAGUCAUCUCUUAUCACUUUGUACACAAUGUAUGUCACCUGGUCAGCCAUGACCAACAAUCCAAAUCGGGCUUGUAACCCCAGCCUUCUCAGCCUGGUGUCCAACAUCAGCUCCAGUGCAGAACCCACCCCCACCAGUACCCCAGGCACUGUGCAAUGGUGGGAUGCCCAGGGCAUUGUGGGACUGGUCAUCUUCCUCUUUUGUACUUUUUAUGCCAGCAUCCGCUCAUCCAGUAACACUCAGGUGAACAAGCUGAUGCAGACAGAGGAGGGCAAAGGCUCGGGCGUGGAGGGGGAGGUGGGAGAGGACGGCCUGCGGCGGGUGGUGGACAAUGAAGAGGAUGGGGUCACUUACAGCUACUCCUUCUUUCACUUCCACCUCUUCCUGGCCUCACUCUACAUCAUGAUGACCCUCACCAACUGGUACAUGCCAGACACCACCACACAGGCUAUGCUGAGCAGCAUGCCUGCAGUUUGGGUAAAAAUCUGCUCCAGCUGGCUGGGAUUGGCCCUGUACCUCUGGACCUUGAUGGCCCCAGUUGUCCUCCCUAACCGGGAUUUCAGCUAAGCCUUUGUCUCGCAAGCGAGCGUGCGUGUGUGCAUGUGUGCGUGUGCGCCCAGGUGGCAGAGUAUACCACUACUUGAUGCUGUGGCGCUUUAUAUUCUAACAUGCAGGAUAAAUGAUCAUAAAUGAGUUGUGUAGCUCCCUGUGAUCUGCUCUUGCUUGUUUUCAGUGAAUCUGUUUGACUGUAAGCCUUUUUACUGGUGCAAUUUGAACCUUGUAUUCAAGAUUCUCUUGAAGCUACUUGUAUACUUGGAUGGAUGACACUAACCUGAUACUGUACACUUCUAAUAUAAAAGGUGGUGAUGCACAAGCAACAUUUCAACAGGCCAUGGCCUUGUGGUCUAGCCACGGAUACAAAUAUGCAUGUUUCUGCUGCUGCAAACCGCCUCUACCUGAAACCAAUACACUUUAUACGGUACUUUACAACCUGUCUGUAUUGGGGCUGAAUAUUUCAAAUUAGUCAAGCACUUUGUCCUUAAGCAAUUUCAGGAUAGAUGGGAGCUUGUGUCAUCGAGCUGGGCUGUUAUGUAGAUUGUGCUGGCCCCAGGGCUCUAUGGGAAGGCUGUAAGAGGCAGCUGUUUGUCCUGCAUAAACCCUUACUGGAGCCCCAUAGAAGUAGUGUGUUUCAGAGAUAAGCCUAGUGCGACACACCCUCUACUACUGUACUGCAUACUGCAUCCCUCGUACGUAUUGCUGUGAUGAGCAGUCAGAAAUAUAGUACUAAACACUGAUCUGUAUUGGACAUCAUGUGGUGGUCUUUCAACCAAUAAGAGGUGUGUACAUCUAAGAUAAAUAAUCAAAUGUGCAAACCCAUGCUGUAUAGUAUUCAAGCAACAUUUCGGUGCUGGUUAGGUUGUGGUUAUAGUGAUUGAAGUAACUAACAGGUUUUGCAUUUACAUUUUAAUUUGAUUUUUUACUAUUUAACAAUUUUGUCCUGUAGCUUCUUUUUAUUAAAUUACUGUUUCUUAACAUGGGUGUUUGAAUUCCCUACUUCCCAUUUUCAGAUUUCUGUGACACUUGCACAUUCUUUUUCAUGCAAGCAUGUGAGGAAAGUGUAAAAUAAUAAAUAUUGUGGAUUUAGAAUCUUGUUCUGUAGAUUAAGGUUUGUAUUGAAUAUGAAUGGAAUAUCAAACUCUGUAGUUGAAAGUAUUCUGGAUGUUUUUGUCAAAAGUAUAGUGAAUUGCCUGUAUUCAGAGCUGUGUUCUCCUAGUGACAUUGGAAGACUUGUGAUUGUAAUCUUGGUAAUUAUGCAUGUACAUACAUCUGGCAUUUUUGCCCAAUGUAAGCAAUCAGCACUGACAAGAAGGUAUGUUUAUAGUCUUUUGUUUGGAAAAAAAUUGUGUUGAUGCAUAAAAAGUGCCUAUAUUGAUAACCUGUCAGUUCCCAGACCUGAAGACAGAAGUGCCUUUCUCAUUUUUUUUCUAUCAUCCACUAGUAACAAUAUUUGCAUUGUGCAAUAGGUCUGCCCACAAACAUAUCAGUUAUUUUUUGGCGGUUGAUCUGCAUCUGUCAGUGCUUUAUAUUUCAAUAAACCCAUUCUGGAAUUGA
This is a messenger RNA of Electrophorus electricus (electric eel), 2999 nucleotides long. RefSeq names its product serine incorporator 2, like (gene serinc2l). Gene Ontology annotation, cellular component: membrane. The record is from RefSeq and is a predicted model, not a curated record. Lineage: Eukaryota; Metazoa; Chordata; Actinopteri; Gymnotiformes; Gymnotidae.